GGGACUUGGCUCGCCUUUUGAAAGCUCCACAUCUUCAGUUCUCUGCUCACAGUUUACAUCCUCCAGAAAGAUGAUCAGGUCCUACAAGUCGUACUCCGUCAGCGGAGCUCCCAGGCAGCAAAUGUCAAGCAGCUCUGCAAGGAUGAUGGGAUCCACUCGCUCAAUUGGCCAAGGAAACAGUUCGGCCUUGAGGUCGGGUUAUGGUUUCAACAUGGGUGGGGGCGUAGGAGCCAGCAUGGGUGGAGGUUUCGGUAGCUACGGUGCAGCUUCUGGGGCCGUCAUCCCCCAAAUCCAAGCUGUCACGGUGAACACCAGCCUUCUCGCCCCCCUGAACCUGGAAAUCGACCCCUCCAUCCAGGUUGUCCGAACACAGGAGAAGGAUGAAAUCAAGACCCUGAACAACCGGUUCGCAUCUUUCAUCGACAAGGUGCGUUUCCUGGAGCAGCAGAACAAGAUGCUGGAGACCAAGUGGAGCUUACUCCAAGAGCAGACCACAACUCGCUCGAACAUCGAUGCCAUGUUCGAGGCCUACAUCUCCAACCUGCGCAGACAGUUGGAUGGGCUGGGCAACGAGAAGGUCAAGCUGGAAGCAGAACUCAGGAACAUGCAGAUUAACGUUGAGGACUUUAAGAAAAAGUACGAAGACGAGAUCAACAAACGUGCCGCUGCAGAGAAUGAGUUUGUGCUUCUGAAGAAGGACGUGGAUGGGGCGUACAUGAACAAGAUCGAGUUGGAAGCCAAGGCCGACGCUCUUCAAGAUGAAAUCAACUUCCUCAGGGCUGUCUACGAGGCUGAGCUUCGCGAGCUGCAGUCUCAGAUCAAAGACACCUCUGUCAUUGUGGAGAUGGACAACAGCCGCAACCUGGACAUGGACUCCAUCGUCGCCGAAGUGCGUUGUCAGUAUGAGGACAUCGCCAACCGCAGCAAGGCCGAGGCAGAGACCUGGUACAGGCAGAAGUAUGAGGAGAUGCAGACAUCCGCUGGACAGUAUGGCGACGACAUCCGCGCCACAAAGAGUGAGAUUGCUGAGCUCAACCGCAUGAUCGCCCGUCUUCAGAACGAGAUCGAGUCAGUCAAAGGACAGAGGGCAGGCCUUGAGGCUCAGAUCGCUGAGGCUGAGGAGCGUGGGGAGCUGGCAGUGAAGGACGCCAAGCUGCGCAUCAAGGACCUUGAAGACGCUCUGCAGAGAGCCAAGCAGGACAUGGCCCGCCAGGUCCGGGAAUACCAGGAGCUGAUGAACGUCAAGCUCGCUCUGGACAUUGAAAUCGCCACCUACAGGAAGUUGCUGGAAGGAGAGGAGAUCAGACUGGCAAAUGGAGUGACCAACGCCACCAUUCAUGUGCAGCAGAGCUCAGGAGGCGGAGGCUCAUCUUAUGCCGCCAACAGCAGCAUAGGGAGCGGCAUGGGUGGUGGUUUGAUCAUGUCCAAACUCUCGUCCUCAAGCAGCACCAGGAGAAUGUAUUGAGAGGAAUAAAGGAAGUGAAGUCCCUCUGACCUUCAGAAACUCUCAAACUUGAUCUAAAUCAGUGUAUUCUUUCUUGGUGCUAGGCUACAUCAUUAACAAAGAAACCUUGUGAAACACAGAAUCCACCCCAAUUUUACAUAGCAAACAUGACAUUGAGGAGGUGUUACACUGCCACCAGUUGUGUUUCUCUAUCUAUCUACACUGUUCAGGUCGACACGAACGAGUUUCUGGAAGUGGAAAAAGGCCUAUAACAACCUGAGGUCUAAUCUGCGGCAACAAGUGACAGUCUGCUGUCUGCACUGAAAUCUAUGAAAGUGUAUAUCAAGUCGAGCAACGGGGUGACGGAAUGUAAACGUGAGCGAACGACCCUCAGAAAACAUCACCUUUCCUUGCACGUUGGUACUUGCUCUAACAGAGUGGGCGGGGCACUGACCGAGAAUUUAAUCUAUGGAAAGGUGUGUUGCAGCCUCUGUUUUUUAAUAGCACUUUCACACCCUCAGUUUUACAUUCCAUAAACCCACGAUGAUAUACAAUCUGCCACAAAAUAAACUUUAACAAGAAAUGA
Synchiropus splendidus (mandarinfish) is the source of this 2030-nucleotide messenger RNA. RefSeq names its product keratin, type II cytoskeletal 8-like. Gene Ontology annotation, biological process: intermediate filament organization; keratinization. Gene Ontology annotation, cellular component: keratin filament. NCBI's taxonomy places the organism in Eukaryota, Metazoa, Chordata, Actinopteri, Syngnathiformes, Callionymidae. The transcript is spliced from 9 exons. Bases 71 to 1465 code for a protein of 464 amino acids. The record is from RefSeq and is a predicted model, not a curated record. Gene Ontology annotation, molecular function: structural constituent of skin epidermis.